Messenger RNA from Phytophthora nicotianae INRA-310, 2487 nucleotides. RefSeq lists its product as hypothetical. Gene Ontology annotation, molecular function: protein binding. The transcript is spliced from 2 exons. The coding region runs from base 144 to 2378 and encodes 744 amino acids. Lineage: Eukaryota; Oomycota; Peronosporomycetes; Peronosporales; Peronosporaceae. The record is from RefSeq and is a predicted model, not a curated record.
AUCAUUUCAUGUAAUCAGCAUACAAACGCCAAGUAACUCAAGGGCAUUUCGAAAAAGCGGUCAAUAAAUCGACCAGUCGGGCGGUUAGCACGCCUCACCCGCUUCCUCCUCUUCUCCAAGUCCCUCUUCGACUUCCUCAGCGCAUGCCGAGCGCUUCUCCGUCCAUGAUCGUGCUGCGGGUGCGUUGGUCGCCCGACAACAACCAACAGACCCAAGAUCUCGAAACAGAGCCUUUAUACCCAAACGCAAGCAACGGGAUCGUGCUAGGUACAGGAUUACAAGCCAAUUUCAAGUUUCGAGAUGACCGUGGGGUGGAUGAUACCCAUGGAACACUUGAACGCACCACUGGAUUAGGCGUUUGGGUCUACAGCGACCACAGCAGAAGAGGCUCAAUUCUCAAUAAUGAGCACAAAGUCCACAAUGACGCAGUAGUGGUGCACGAUGGGGACAAGUUGAAAUUGGGUCAAACGGAGAUUGAAUUGUGUCUCAAAAUGGGUAAAAUCGAAGUCCCAGAAGAGGAAGACGAACAAGUGUCGCCUAUUGAAACUAACCAAGAGGUGGAAACGGGUGCAAAUAAUGUUGUACGACUGACACGGCGUCGAGCUUCAACUCCAUGGGGAGCAGGAUCUGUCACCAAAGCACAACAAGCCAAACAGCGACUGCCUCGGAUUGACACAUCGGGACUAAAUUUUAAUGAGCCUGGACCAGUUCAACCGAUGGCAACUCCUCCGGAAUACACAUCAUCUCCAGUUCCUGGAACAAGAUGGCGAAGGAAGAGGAACUCCAUUGCUACAACGACAUUGACGGCGAGAUCCCCAUCACCACCGGAUCAACACGGACACCCAUACUCGUUCCAUCGCCCUCGCACGCGGUUUAUACAGGGACCGGAACUGCCAGAGGAAGAAAAUACAGAGAAACCCGCUCGUCCUCCUCCUCUAGAGUAUUCCAGUUCUCCAAUUGUAUCGCCGUCCUCUUUACGACAGCGACACAAUCUGUUCCAGCAACCACCAAAUAGUUUACCUAUUCCGGCGUCUGGUUUAAUAGCUGGAGUGCCGCCUCCUCCUAUUAGUGCAGGUGCUCGACCAACGUCACGACGUGAUGAUCUUCGUAUCCAAGUGUCAAAGAAAAUGGCUGCGGCUGCACCGACGAGUGCUGGGAAAGCUCCUGCGGUCCAAGUGGUGCCUAAAGCUCUGGAAUUCCAAGCACCUGCGUCUCCUGUGGCUCAGAGAGAUAUUCUCAAGCAACAGGAGUCGUUGCAGAAUAUCUUGCAACAUAAAUUCGAAGAAGAACAACUUCUGAAACAGCAACAAGAAGAAUGGAUGAGAACGAAUCUCAUGUCAAGCGAUAGUGAGUGUCAACCCUCCGCGUCAACGCCGGCUUUGUCACCUAUCAAGAGUGAGAAGAACGCCAUGGAUCAGGACGAAUUGGCCUUCCCGGCUCCAGCUCCGAUACUCUUGCGUACACUUUCGCUCGGCAUCAGUGAACAGCGGACUAUAAGACCGAGUCCACGUCUCACAGCCGCAAUUCGAGCUUCUCGAACUUGUCUCAACAGCUUUGAAGAAAAGCUAAGUGGACCCAAGCAUCAUGAUUUCAAAGGCCGUCGUAAGACCACAGCUCUGGUGCUUAGCCCGAGCAUAAGACUCAAUCACGAAGGUGCAACGAUCAGUCCAGUCAAGGAAAGUGAACUACGCACGUCGAAUGAAAGCAUCGCUUCAACAGCAACUACAGUAAUAACUUGCCACCGCCGCGUCACGAGCUCGCUUUCGUCACACUCGGCUAGCUCAGUUGAUCUAUGCGAUUUUGUUGGAUACGAGCAAGAGGAAGAUGGCGAAGACAUGGUCACUUCGUACACCAGUCCUGACUUGUAUGGAUCGGACGAGCUGCUACGUCGCUCUCGCGAGGAUACCACACUGCUGUUUGAUGCCAACCGCAGCAGCAGUGGCAGUGGGAAGUCCAUGUAUGGGACGUUGUCACCUCCACAGUCCAAUGUUUCAUCCACUCUCUCGCCGUCUAAUGCCGCGGACACACGUCUGGGUUCACCUCGUCGACGCGGAACCGAUACUCUUGACACCUCCAGCUCGAGUAGCAACCAGCUUCUAAACAACAAUCCCGCUCCUAGUCUUGACGAAGCCAUACCCUUGGGUGCACGUGUAUUGAGUCCCAGAGGUGGCCAGUUCGACCCGCGUUCCCCGUACAAAUCGACUGCAGCCCUCAAGAACAACCUGCCGCAACUGCAAAAGCUUCGUCGACCAAUACCCGAGCCAGAGGAUAUUGAUGUGGAAGGCAAGGAGGCGGCUGAACCGCGACAACCUUUUCGAAGACGCACCACAUUUCGUCGUCACUCACUAGCUCCGCUGACAGGCAUCAAUACGCCCUAAGUUGAAUUCCUCGUCAGUAAAUAUUUUAAUUGACGUAAAUUUGUGUUCCGGUUUAAAGUUUAGAACCCUUUACGUAAGUACUACUUCGAAGUAUAUUUCAACUUGACUG